Messenger RNA from Brassica oleracea var. oleracea, 1970 nucleotides. Its product is annotated as serine/threonine-protein kinase WNK2-like. The record is from RefSeq and is a predicted model, not a curated record. Bases 137 to 1831 code for a protein of 564 amino acids. Lineage: Eukaryota; Viridiplantae; Streptophyta; Magnoliopsida; Brassicales; Brassicaceae. Gene Ontology annotation, molecular function: protein serine/threonine kinase activity; ATP binding. Gene Ontology annotation, biological process: protein phosphorylation; intracellular signal transduction. Gene Ontology annotation, cellular component: cytoplasm. The transcript has 7 exons.
UUAUAUUCUUCUUUUAAAAAUCAAAAUCUUUUCUUCUUCUACCAUCUCCACAAACUUCAAUAUCUCUCGCUCAAGAAUAAAUAAAACCCACAAAACUAAAUUAAAUUUGCAGAAAAAAAUAAGAAGAAGAAGAGGCAUGAAUGGUGAAGAAAGCUUCGUUGAAGAUUGCUCUGAGUAUGUUGAAAUUGAUCCUUCUGGAAGAUAUGGAAGAUACGAUGAAGUACUUGGCAAAGGUGCUUCGAAGACAGUAGCGUUUGAUGAGUACGAAGGUAUAGAAGUGGCAUGGAACCAAGUCAAGCUUAGGAACUUCACUAGGAAUCCUGAGGAACUAGAGAAAUUCUUCAGAGAGAUUCAUCUGCUCAAGACUUUAAAUCAUCAAAAUAUCAUGAAGUUCUACACUUCUUGGGUCGAUACCAACAAUCUUGCAAUCAACUUUGUAACUGAACUCUUCACCUCUGGUACUCUCAGACAGUAUAGGUUGAGACAUAGGAGAGUGAAUAUUAAAGCAGUGAAGCAAUGGUGCAAACAGAUUCUAAAAGGGCUUCUCUAUCUCCACAGCUGUUCUCCUCCAAUCAUCCAUAGAGAUCUCAAAUGUGACAACAUCUUCAUCAAUGGUAACCAAGGUGAAGUCAAGAUAGGUGACCUUGGACUCGCUGCCAUUCUUCGUAAAUCACAUGCCGUUCGCUGUGUUGGAACCCCUGAGUUCAUGGCUCCUGAAGUGUACGAUGAAGAAUAUAAUGAGCUGGUUGAUGUAUAUGCUUUUGGAAUGUGUGUACUAGAGAUGGUCACAUUUGAUUACCCUUACAGUGAAUGCACUCACCCUGCUCAAAUCUACAAGAAAGUUACCUCGGGGAAGAAGCCUGAAGCGUUUUACUUAGUGAAAGACCCUGAGGUACGCGAGUUUGUUGAGAAGUGUUUAGCUACUGUGACGUCUAGACUCACUGCUUUAGAGCUCUUACAAGACCCUUUCUUACAAGAUGAUGUGGAUGAGUUCUACAUGAGACCAACUGAUUACUACAAUGGUUAUGAUGAGUUCCUUAGACAGCCUCUCAUCGACCACCCUCCUCUUUACCAUGAUGAGUCACAGAUAUGUGAGAUCGAUCUUUUCGCUCAAGAUGAUGAGGAAGAGUCCGACCAUGUUGACAUUUCGAUUAAAGGGAAGAGAAACGGUAGUGAUGGGAUCUUCUUGAGGCUAAGAAUCUCUGAUGCAGAAGGAAGGGUGAGGAACAUUUACUUCCCGUUUGAGACAGAUACCGACACUGCGUGGAGUGUAGCAGCUGAGAUGGUGUCUGAACUCGAGAUAACGAAUCAAGAUGUUGCGAAAAUCGCGGAGACGAUCGAUGCGGAGAUUGCUGCAUUGGUUCCUGACUGGAAAGUUAAUAACAACGUGCGCAACAGCAACAACGAGGCAGGAGAGAAGUCUCACCAUUACCAUCAUCAGUUCGAAUGUUCUGACGACAGAAGCUGUUCUUCUGUUCACGGUAGGUUCGAGGAGAUAAGUUACCAAGCGGAAGGACAAGAACAAGGAAGUGGUGAUGUUGUUGUUGUCUCUGGAGAAGGUAAUAACAACAGGAUUCAUUGCGCGGAUAUAUGGGGUCUGAGAGAUUCACGUUCUGAUGGUGGAGGAGAAGAAGAGAGCUCGUUGAAGCCAAGGAGGAAGGUGGAAGGGGAGUGGUGGCCGGAGAAUGAAAUAAGGAGAGAGUUGAGAUGGCUUAAGGCAAGGCAUAAGAGGGUUAGAGAUCAUCAAACCAUCUGUGAGAAACCAAGUUCAGCUUCGCCGCCUCUUCUUUAUAGGGCGUUCUCACUUCCCGUUGACGCCGUGGAUAUAUGAGAUUGUAAAUUCUAGUUACUAUAUUUUUAUCUUGUAACACUUUUAAAUUUUGUUAUUAAUCUUUGGUUAAGUAUCCUUCAAACAUUGCCUGAACUGGAGUCAGAUCAGGAGUCUCUUCAUGUUAUUAAAUCUUCGUUAA